CACAAAAUUGUCUCUGAUUCAUCGUGAAUUGUUUUUCGGUUAACCGCAUAUUGUGUUCAACAUAUUUCUCGAAAUUUUUAUAUUUUAAAUCACAACAUGGAAGACGUUGCUGCAUCGAGUAGCACACACUUGUGCCAAAUAUGCAACGCGGUUCCACAGAGAUAUACAUGCCCCAAGUGUACUAUUACCUAUUGCUCAAUGAAUUGUUACAAGUCUACAUCACAUUCGAAUUGUUCAGAGGAAUUUUAUAAGGAAUGGGUCGAAGCUGAAAUUAAAUCUCAGUCAAAUGAUCCUGAACAGAAAAAGAUCAUGACUGAAAUUCUCAGGAGAGUUCAUGAACAGGAUACAAAUGCAUUGUUCAAUGAAAGUGAAGAAGAUGCUGAUGGAUUAUGCGAUGAACUCGAUUCAGAUGACGACGAAGAUGUACCUGAUCUGGCCGAUCGUAUAAGAAAUGUAAAUUUAGAUGAUGCCAAUGAACUUUGGGGGAUUCUCACUGAUGCGGAACGUCAAGAAUUUGAGGCUCUCCUCAGAAAUGGAGAGGAAGGAAAACUUCUACCUGAGUGGACACCCUGGUGGUCAUCAAAGAGUAAUGAGAAACAAUUAAUUAAAGAGAUUGAUGAUCAGGAACGGGUAGAAAUGGUUGGCAGGUGUCCCAAACUCCUGGAGAUCCCCUAUAUAUCAGCUGUAGAGAAAGCCGCGACUACAGUUUCCUUCAAUAUUAUAAAUGUGCUAUAUUCCUAUGUACUCAUGGUAUUCCAUUACGAUGGAGAUCACCAGAAUUCAGCAAAAGAGGCAGUCAGUAUGUUUCUACAACUGUGUGACAGUCUUGGAUCUAAUAAAAUAUUCGAUAAUGAAGAAUCUGCACUGGAUGCUGUCACUGAAAAAGCUGCUGAUCACCAACUAUUGAGCGAUGAGGAAGACAACGUCAUUCUGGAUCAUCUGAAACAACUAAUACAAGGGCCAAACAAAACAGAACGUAGUUUUUACAUGUUGGCUGCUAUAUCAGAUCUUCAUCACUUAUUCACUAGUGCUAAAAAAGAGUUAUCAAAGGCGAAAGGGAAACGCGAUAAUGCACUAUUUAUUAAAAAAUUUUCAAACCGUAUCGACGAACAAUACUUGAAUCUCUCAAAGAAAUCGUUCCCACUCUACUUGAAAAAGUUGGAAUACUAUUUCAUGUGGAUUCGGACUUAUGGAGAACAGAUUUUCGAUUUAAAAAAUCUACAAUUGCAUUGAUGGCUAAAAAUAGUAGUUAAUCCUUGUUAAUUGUAUUAAAGAUAUUUGUAUACUUUUCUAUAAUUAUUCAUGUAAUUACUUUAUAAUAAAAUUUGGAAUGUGAAGACAUGUUCAUGAUUUGAAAAA
This is a messenger RNA of Diachasmimorpha longicaudata, 1359 nucleotides long. RefSeq names its product zinc finger HIT domain-containing protein 2. Lineage: Eukaryota; Metazoa; Arthropoda; Insecta; Hymenoptera; Braconidae. The coding region runs from base 97 to 1233 and encodes 378 amino acids. The record is from RefSeq and is a predicted model, not a curated record. The transcript is spliced from 5 exons.